GCGGUUGCGCAGGGAAGUGGAGAGGGGGCGGUUGGUUAGAUGCCGUGGCCGGUUUACAUAACCGAAAUAAUUUACUGUGAUUUCUCAUAUAUAUAUAUAUAUACACACAACUACAACAUCAAAUGUUAUUGCUGUGCAGAUUGAAUAAGUUGAGGUUGCGUUUCUUUAAUAGGAAGAUCAGUACAAGCAAAGAGGGACUGAAGGGGCGCUCGGUAGACGCUCUUCUGCAUCAUCCCCGGACAGACAGUCGAUGCUGUUGUGAUCAUCACAGUCUGUGGAUGUGAUUGAGGGAGUUUUGGAUUGUUACACAUCAGCAGGUGAUAACUGACCGCUUAUAGACGGGAUUUGAAAACACAGUGGCCAGGUUAGUGGCGAGGAGUCGUGCAUAUACGGAGGUGGUAGGAACUUUGGAGAAUGAGUGGUGAGGAGAACCCUGCUGCUGAACCUGCACCUGUGAUAGAUGUGCUGGGAGAUGGACGCUGGAUGUCACAGCAUAACCGAUUCGUGCAGGAGUGCAAAGAUGCAGAGCCAGAUGUUCUGUUUGUGGGGGACUCCAUGGUGCAGCUUAUGCAGCAGUAUGAGGUGUGGAAGGAACUCUUCUCACCUCUUCAUGCUCUGAAUUUUGGUAUUAAUGGAGACACAACCUCUAAUGUGCUGUGGAGACUACAAAAUGGAGAACUGGAGAACAUCAGACCCAGGGUGGUGGUUUUAUGGGUAGGAACCAAUAAUCAUGAACACAUGGCAGAACAGGUUGCAGGAGGCAUAGUGGCCAUUGUAGAGCUACUUUUUUCUCGCCUCCCUAAAUGCAAAAUUAUUGUUUUGGGCCUAUUGCCAAGGGGAGAGUUCCCCAACCCCUUGAGAGAGAAAAAUGCAUCUGUGAACAAUUUACUUCGUGCAUCCCUUCCUCGACUUGGCCCAGUACAGUUUCUCGAAGUGGGAGGUGGUUUUGUCCACUCAGAUGGAACCAUUUCCUCUCGAGACAUGUUCGAUUACCUACAUCUGACUGCCGGUGCAUACAGGACCAUAUCUUCAACUCUCCAUGAUCUGCUGCUUCAACUAUUGGAGGAAAUGCCUCAGGAGAGGCGGGCCUCACUGGUUUAAGAUGGGGGGGGGCAUGACUGUAAAUUGGUCAAUCACUUGAGAGGCAGGGUUAAGAACUGUUUGAUAAGCCGAAUGUACUUCAAAUACUUCAAUUUGAAUAACAAAGUAAAGUGGAAAAAUAAAUGUUUGAUUUGCAGCAAAACACAAAGGGGAUGUAGGGUAGUGACCAAUUUUAUAUGACCAAUAUUAUACGUCUAAACUGUAUGAAUCUAUAAAGUAUAAUAGAAAACAGUUUGGGGAAUGAAGAAUAGAUGGCAAAUAUUUGUGACAAAAGGAGAGGAAAACAAAUAAGUGUCUUAGGACAUGUUGCUUUGCGUGGGACCAGAAUCUCUUCUAAAUCUCAUUGUCACUGUCUGAACAACCAUUUAUUGUUGCACUCUUUCUGCCAGCUUCUCCAUGCCUUUAUGCACACAGUCAGUCACACUCACAGUGGUGUUAUGAUGACCGUAGCUCAACACAAUCAUGCCUUUGAAAAUCUGUCUUGACUUGCUCCCAUUUAAAGUUCUUUCUGAGUAUACCCUGAUACAAGGCAUGUGAAACCCUCUCUUCUGCAAUAUCUUUCUCUUUCAUCUUGUCAAUAACACAAAUAGUAACAAAAUAUAGAGAGGACUGUUGAGAGAGAGCGAGAGCCCUAACCCAGAUGACAGACAUACAGUACAUCUCUUUUAGAGUUUUAGAUCUUUUCAUCUGAAAAGAAUUACAAUAUAAUUAACAUCUGCUAAACAUCUUUACAAACAUUAUAAAUCAUAAACGUGUCAAAGACAUCUGCUGAAAGUCUUAUUGUAAUCUGAUAUAUAACAAUUGACAUACAUCUUAUAGAUUAAUUGCAGAUGAGCAAACAAUGUAAAAAAUUAAACACACAUCAAAUAGAUGUCUGGGUUAUGUAAGUGUGCCAUCAGGGAAAUUAUCCUCCUCUUAAGCACCUAAUGCAACACCACAAAGUAUUAAUAUUAAUCUUGCCUGCUCUGCAUCUAUUUUAUUGUGUAUGUGUCCAUACUCUAUAAAGGUGUGUGUGUGUGAGAGAGAGAGAGAGAGAGGGAGGGCAAGCAUAUACAAUUGUGUGUGAGACAAUGUAUAUAACCUGUUAUUAUUAAUGUAGGCUAAUCUGGUCAAGUGCUUAUUAUAGCUGUAGUAGUGUAUGUGGACGUUUUUGUGUAUGAGUGUAAGAGCGCAAUCUAUAACUAUUUGAAUGGGCUGCAAAGUGUGCACUACUACUCUGGCACAACUGCCAUGUUUGAGAUCCAUGCAUUGUAAUAAAUCAGCAGACUUCCUUUGUGUAUACUCGCUUUCGCUUGAUGUCGACACAGUUGAGAUGAGGAAUGGUCUAUGGUUUGAUGAUCAG
Xyrauchen texanus (razorback sucker) is the source of this 2443-nucleotide messenger RNA. Its product is annotated as platelet-activating factor acetylhydrolase IB subunit alpha2-like. Bases 415 to 1101 code for a protein of 228 amino acids. The transcript is spliced from 6 exons. NCBI's taxonomy places the organism in Eukaryota, Metazoa, Chordata, Actinopteri, Cypriniformes, Catostomidae. The record is from RefSeq and is a predicted model, not a curated record.